AAUAUCGUAAAUAUAAGAUUGAGUAAAGUUAGAUUUGGGGGCGUAGGUUAUGAGUAAGUUCUUUGAGAACUUUACGAAACUGUAAAGAAAGUUAUACAAAUUCUUCAACACAUUUCUACAAAAUGUCUCGGCAAACUUCUAGAUUGGACGCCAAGAAAGUUAAUUCCGAGCUCCUAACUCUUACAUAUGGGGCUUUAGUGUCUCAAAUGCUGAAAGAAACAGAAAACACUGAAGAUGUAAACAAACAUCUUGAGAGAAUCGGAUACAACAUGGGCGUUAGACUGAUAGAGGACUUCCUGGCCCGGACUACGUCUACUCGCUGCUUAGAAAUGAGAGAGACUGCUGAUAAAAUACAGCAGGCCUUCAAACUAUACCUUAGCAUGCAGCCGACAGUAACAAGUUGGAGUAGUGCCGGAGAUGAGUUUUCGCUUGUUUGGGACCAUUGUCCACUCAGUGAAUGGGUGGAGAUGCCAAGUAAUAACGGCCUGAAAUAUUGCGCUUUGAUUCCCGGUGCAAUCAGAGGUGCUCUACAGAUGGUACAACUAGAUGUACAAUGCUGGUUUGUGCAGGAUCAGUUGAAAGGUGAUCCCGUGACAGAAUUAAGAGUGAAAUACUUGAAGAGAUUAGAAGAUGCCGUACCAGCCGGUGAAGAUUAGUCUUCAUA
This is a messenger RNA of Bombyx mori (domestic silkworm), 664 nucleotides long. It is a transcript of the gene Bet3, whose product is annotated as trafficking protein particle complex subunit 3. Lineage: Eukaryota; Metazoa; Arthropoda; Insecta; Lepidoptera; Bombycidae. Gene Ontology annotation, biological process: endoplasmic reticulum to Golgi vesicle-mediated transport; intra-Golgi vesicle-mediated transport. The record is from RefSeq and is marked provisional. Gene Ontology annotation, cellular component: cytosol; cis-Golgi network membrane; TRAPP complex.